AUGGUUCACCUUUCAUCUUUAUUCUUGCAAACAAACAGUAGAAAACUAGUUUGGAUCGGUUAUUGUUGGUCAGGUAAACACAUUGAAAAUCCAUUGAAUCGAGUUGUUCCAAACUCACCGGUCCGUGUUUUGAAAUUAUUCAGAAAGUCCAUCAUGAAUCAAUUCGGUCAUCAGUAUGGCGUGCAACCACCACCUACAUUUUACACAAGUGAUGUGAAUUCGUUUGGAAACGCUGUUCAAAGACCUGGACCCAGAUCCUAUAGUUUUGAACUUCCACCCCAGGAUUUUCGGUCUACACCUUUUCAAAGUGACAAUGGAUUUUCGCUUUGUGCCCCCCAGUACUACAACAGAGCUGGCAUAAUGCCUUCUUCAGAUGAAACUUGUGUUAAUUUUGCAGAACAAUUACCAGUAACUGCUGAAGCUACUGAAAAUAACACUGUAGCCCUUGGUUACCAGAAUCAGUUUGGUUUUCGUGUUCCUCCCGAGAUUCCUAAUUGGAUGAAUUUAAGUUCUCCAACUAAUACCUUUUACACUGAUAUUAAAAACCACACUCCACAACCUAAUCCAGCACCUCAAUCAGUAUAUACUGGAACUCCUGUCCAUUACAACAGAACUCCUGAGGACUCUUCAUUUCAAAAUCGUGGGCGUGUUAGAACUCCUGGUCCUUUCAAGAGGAACAGAGGAGGUUUUCAAAAUCGUUCCAACCAAGCUACUGCCACUGCUACUACUACUACUACUCCUGCUUCUGCUACUACUACUACAACUGCUGCUACAACAAAAGAACCGUCUGUUUUUUAUUGUGAUAUUUGCAAAGUCAGUUGUGCUGGUCCAUUAGCCUUCAAAGAUCAUGAAUCUGGUCAACGCCAUAAAAAAAGAUUGUCCCAGGUUGAAGCGAUUGAAAAAUUAAAAAAGGAAGUAUCUACUGAUGGAAAUUCAUCAUUAAUCAUUAAUUCAACUUCUCGAGAAUUACGUUGUGAACUAUGUGAUGUUGGUUGCACUGGUGUCGACUCUUAUACCGCUCAUUUGUCUGGUAGACAGCAUCAACGUACGCUUAAGUUGCAUAAAGAAUUAGGAAAACCAAUUCCAGAAACUGAUGAUCCUCUUGUGCCAGCUAUUGUAGCAGAUAUGAUAACAACAACAACAACAGCAACUACUACUACUACCACUACUACAGUUGACGAUGUUAAACUAGAUGAAGAGGGUGAAAAAAAAACAAAUACUCUUAAAAAUACGUUUAUGAAGCAUAUUGAUUUAAAACAACUUGCUGGUCCUGAACUGCCUGCUGUUGGACAAGAGUAUCUAGAAACUACUAUUAGUGACAAUAAUAAAACUGUGAAAUAUCGUUGCAAAUUAUGUGAUUGUGAAUUUUCCAAUCCAGAUUCACGUGAAUGUCAUUUACGUGGUCGACGUCAUCGUCAACAAUACAAAAAAAAAGUUGAUCCAUCUUUCAUUGUCGAUCCAAAUCCAACGAAUCAACUGAAUCGUAAAGUAGCAGCAGCAGCAGCAAAUAAAGACAAAAAAGCGAAACGUAACGAACUAAAACCAACUGCUAACAGCUUUCCCACUUUCAAUACAUUGCGUAAUAGUAGUAGUGUAGUGAUAGGAAAUGGUGUAAAUGCAUUACCAUAUAAUCGUUUUCGUGGACAAUACUCUACAUUAUGCAUUCCUCAAACUCCUAAUAAAUCUAUAGAAAAUAGAUAUAUCAGUUGUAAGCAUGCUUCUUUACUACCAACAGCUUGGGAAGUUCAGACAAUGAUGUUGGCUGUAACAAUUUGCGAACGUGCUUUAAAAGAUGUCAGUAAUGAUCUUUUAAAACAAGGACGUUUAUUGUCAGAUUCCUCCUGCAAUACUACCACUGAAGCUGUUAAAUCUUGUGAUGACAAUAAUUUGAAUGAAUUGGAAGAAAAAGUUGGCGAACGUCUACUUUGUGGUGUUGUACGUGUUGGAGCAUUGGGCAAAAAUAUACUCUUAAAAGGUGAACAUUCAGCAGAACUCGUACUGGUAUGUUCUAAAUGGCCUACUGAAGAAUUGACAACUUAUGUAUCAACUAGUAUUGCAAAAUUAAUGAAGUCACUGGAAUCCCGUCUUCAAUAUACUGUCACAACAGAGCCUACUAUGGGAACAAUCACAAUCAUGGUAUCCUGUUCAGAUCCAUCUUCAUUUAAUAAAAAUGAUAUUUCGGAAGUAAAUUUAAAAUCUAUCUGUAAAGAAAAUGAAUCUACUGUUUGGCCUACUAUAACAUUGGUGAUCAAUUUAACCUCUCCGGCAGUAGUAGUAGUUCAAAAAAAUGAAAUUGCUUCUGAAGAUAUAACUGAAAUUGCACCGAUUGUCCAACGCUUGAUCACUAACGGUCAUCCAAUUCCUAGAGAAAAGUGCAUAAAAUACAUGGAUGAUCUUGAUCAUGCAUCGUGGUUUCAACACAUUGCAAGCGGAGGUCCGACACUCUUAAUUAGUCGUAUUUUACGCGACUUUAUCCAAUCUAAUGACUACUGGAUCGAAUUAAAUGAAUUUGAUAUUGAAGUACACUUAGAUCAUUUGCUAUCAUUAGAGUACAAUAUGUUAACUCGUUCUGGUCAUCCCGCCUUGGGUUUCACAUCUCCUUCAACCCAAUUUGGAUCACCUAGAAAUUGUCUCUCUUCUGUUGUUCCAAGUGAUUUUUUUCAUCCUUGCAAAUUACUACGUAGAUUUUUCGAAUCCAUCGCUAAUGGAUACUUAUUCUUUGCAAUGAAGUAUUCAUCCAAUGCAAAUAACACUGAAGCUGCUACUCCUCUAGAGAACAACAAUAUACCUAUGGCUUGUACAAAACCAUUCUAUAUUACAAUUUCUAAUGGAAUAUCAACGGAAGUCUGUGAAAAGAUAACUGUUUCAGCUCAACAAAUUGUCAGACAAAUUUCUUUUAAUCAAUUAUAUAAGGUUCUUGGUAUGGAACCUAUCAAUUUACCUCACAGCUCAGAUUCUGUUCUAUCCAAUAGUAGUGGUGGACAAGAACAAAAUUCUGAUAUUUCUCAAGAUGGACAAGAUACUACUGGUGAAGUUGUCAGUUCUGUAGCAAGUAACGCAAAAACACGGGAACGUAUAACAGGAGUACAGGAUUCAGAACCAGAAUGUACCCCCGCCAAACGGACUUGCCGAACUACUGUCAACUCGUCAAAAUCUAUCUAAUUAUAUAAUGCAUUUCAAUAUCAUGUGUUCAUUUUUUUUUAUUCUAAUUUUUUGACGUGCUGUUCAUUCAUCCUUAAGCGAAUAUACAUUAUCUUAGUUAUUGCGUUAGUGACUUAUUAGUAGAUAUCACAAAAAUCGAAACUGUGACUGAUUGGAGAUUUGUUAUGAUAAAAGUUA
Molecule: messenger RNA, 3339 nt
Organism: Schistosoma turkestanicum
Lineage: Eukaryota; Metazoa; Platyhelminthes; Trematoda; Strigeidida; Schistosomatidae
Source: the annotation of a GenBank genome assembly